This is a messenger RNA of Cetraspora pellucida, 1167 nucleotides long. Lineage: Eukaryota; Fungi; Glomeromycota; Glomeromycetes; Diversisporales; Gigasporaceae. The record is from the annotation of a GenBank genome assembly.
AUGUCCUCUAAAUUUGCGUCAUCUUCGCCUUCUCUUGAAAUUCCGGAAACAAAUCAUAAAUUACCAGAAAAUGUACAACGAGAAUUACCACCACCACCUUCUGACUUUGAACAAUUCGUUCAUCAAAAGCCAUUGCACUACCAAAUUGUUGAAAAUACAAACCUUUAUGCAUUAACAAAAGGUGCUAGUGUAACUGUCGACGAGAUGAUAAUUAGAUUUUCUGGCAGGAGUGUUCAUACCGUUAGAAUCAAGAACAAGCCGACUCCAGAAGGCUUCAAAAUUCUGUCUCUUUGUGAAUCUGGGUACACUUACACCUUCCUGCCAAUGUCGCGUGUCUCUCCAAUACAAGUGACAAAAAUAAGUGGCCUUAAUCAAGUUGGAUGUUUGAUCAAUGUUGGUGCUUGUGGAACUAUUCGGAAAACUUCCUCUGGCUUCCCAAAAGAAUUAAAAGUGGAAAAAAAUGUUAAACUAGAUUGGAAUGUCCGUUCUGAUGUUAAAAUAAAUGGUGCAUUGGUAGUUUUUUGGCAAGAUAAUGGGCCCGUAACAAUGUUAACAACAAUUCAUAGGCUUGUUGGUGAUGAAUGGGAGGUGGAGCGAGAAAGAUGGCGACCAAGAGAAACAAGCACAAAUGCAGUGAAGAUGCGUGCGGUAUUUGGAACUGAAUCAAAAAAAAAAUUAAAAAUUCCCAAAAUAAUCGAUGACUACAAUAAUUGUAUGAAUGAUACGGCUAUUAUCAACGCAUAUCGGAUUGUUAGAACUUUGGGAUCGACAAAGGAGCAUAAGGAGUUUUGUUAUGAGCUUGUGUGGGACCUUAUAAAUUUUGCAAAUGAUGAUAGUGGUGUUAAACUGAGAAAAAAUUCAGUAGAAACCAAACCAGAAAAUGAAACAAAGCGACUGAAGGCAACAAAACAUUUCGAGCUCUCGGACAAAUGGCUUAUUCCUGAGAACCACUUAGUUGAGUGGAGGGAACAGCGCGUGGCAUGUCGAUGGUAUACAUGGCUUGCAAAUAAAAAUGAAUUGGAUAUGGAUCAUAAGUCAUCACAUAGAAGUAGUUUUUGGUUUAAUAUGAUUGAACAAUUACCUGAUGAUCAAUUGAAGCCUGCAGCCUAUUUAUUUAAUAAAAUGAGAGCAAAUCUUUUAUUUGAAAAUUUAUUCUGCAAAAAAUAA